AUGCCUGAGAUUGAUCUAGGUCCGAUUCGUCAGCAACGCACACAAGAUCUAGCCAUGGCAGACGAACAGAUAAGAUGCGGCAUGUGCUGCCCUUGCUCCAGAUCGACGGAGCGUUGGGAUGGCGACAAAUUAUCCCGACGGUCCAACCCAUCCGGCAGCUGGCCCUGGCUCGCGUUUCGCGGCCUCGCCGUCGUCCCGUCUUCCGACGAGUCUGCGGACGAUUCGGGCACGGCAAUUGGUGCAGGGCGAGCCAUUCUCAACCACGUCGCAGCGGACCUUUCUUGCACGACAACAACAGCAGGCCCGGGAGGCGCGUCGCUUGAUGGGACGAUUGGCGCCGGGCAACCCAGCGGUGGACGCCUUCCGCUUAUUCUGGGGUUCAGUCUCCGUAGGGCCGGUGGAUGCCAUGGUGAAGGUGUCCCGGAGACGGUCUCAUGCGAUCAGGAGCGACAGAGAGGACAUGCACAGGCACGGCGGGACGAAGGGCGCCUACGGGGACGUCCGUGGGAGGAAGCUGGCGAUAAGAUUCUCUCGUCUCGCAGACGAAAACGACCCGGGGGCGGGGCGCGGCCUUUAAGUACGCCAAUAUUCUCGAAAAACGAUCCCCAUGCCCCAAGAAUCUUCACACAGCCACCAAGACUCGCGGCGGCGCAGCUGACUGGCCGGCCGUGGGCUCCCCCGGACCGACGGGUGGGCAGCUGUGGGUAUGGAGACGGAGGAAUGAGGCCAAGAUGGAGAGCUCAGUCGCGCGCCGGGCCCAUCACCGGCCGUCCAUUACAUCGGCCUACGGCGGCGAGUCCGCUUCCUGGGGGAAGCUUUGCUCAACGCAGGUGGCUUCCCCACCAGGCAGGAAAGUUCUUAGUUGAGGGAUUAUUAUUUGGCCAGGUCGGAUGCCCCACGAGCGACACUAGCAGGACGUUGCAGCGGUACUCGGCCCGGUCACGUUGUCAGGCUGCCGACGGACGGGCCAGACGGCACGGAUUACAAACACCUGCCAGAGGAUGGCACGCUGCAGACGAGCGGAGAGUUGUUGAGUUGGAGACGGGGACGUUCUCUAAGUCUCUGUCAAUGGGUAUGCUGUCAAAGUUUGCGCCCCACCGUGCAGUCAGGGGCCUUCACCUUAGUCAACUCGUACAGAGCGCGCCGGAAGAAGACGCGGCAACCACGCUGCCUCUCGAUGCUGAGUGUCCGUAUUCUGGCAAUGCGUCUCGGAGCAUUAAUGGUCUGGCGCGCGUCAGCGUCAUCUGA
Rasamsonia emersonii CBS 393.64 is the source of this 1248-nucleotide messenger RNA. RefSeq lists its product as uncharacterized. The record is from RefSeq and is a predicted model, not a curated record. Bases 1 to 1248 code for a protein of 415 amino acids. Lineage: Eukaryota; Fungi; Ascomycota; Eurotiomycetes; Eurotiales; Trichocomaceae. The transcript has 2 exons.